Sphenostylis stenocarpa is the source of this 339-nucleotide messenger RNA. Lineage: Eukaryota; Viridiplantae; Streptophyta; Magnoliopsida; Fabales; Fabaceae. The record is from the annotation of a GenBank genome assembly.
AUGCUUAGCAAAUUAAAUCAUCCGCGGAAGAAUACGCUUCCCUUGCCGAUUGGUGGUCUUCUUGGCAAUGGUGGGGCCGGGGAUGACCCUUACCAUGUUCAGCUGGGAAAACAUGCUUUCAUUGGUUUGUCACAAAAACAGAUUAUGAUGCAACCAGAUGGAGGAUUCUUGGAGAAGUGGAAUAUCUUAUACCAAAUAGGUGUUUCCGCAUGUUCACUCGAACUGACAAUAAUUGCCAACGUUUGUGGUGAGGCCAAGGGUUUACUCUUACAAUUCUGCAGCCAGACACCCAAAUGGUUGGGGAAAUCUUUCAGAGUUCAAUUUCUAUUUAGACGUUAA